ACAGAGAGCACAGAGGCACUUGUCGAUCAGCUCUCUGACCGAAUCGGAUCCUUGCAGAUAGGCCCUGGAGGACAAGUUCGCUAUUAUGGCCCUACGUCAAACUUCAACCUCGUGGAGAUGCCCGCGCCCGAUAACCUCACGGUUCACCGCACAGUUCGCAAUGACGGUCAAGAGUAUCUCGACUUCCUUGGGUUGGGCAAGGCAGUUCCUCCUGAAUUAGAGGCGCAUCUGACCAACCUCUACUUCACAUGGCAAGAUCCGGCCUUCCAUGUCGUGAACCGAGAGAUGUUUGAAGCCGCCAAGGCCACCUGGACAGACAACCAAGAAGAUACACCAUAUUAUUCCGAGGCUCUGCUAAACGCAAUAUGCACCUUGGGUGCGGCGUUCGAGUCUCGGCACCAUCAGACUUUCGUAACCUUCCCCAAAUCCCUCUCUGACUUCUUUGCGGACAGGGCAAAGGCACUGCUUGAGAUCGAACUCGACUGCCCCUGCGUUGCAACAGUGCAAGCAAUGGUCGUGCUGAGCAGCCACGACAUUGGGUGCAAGAGAGACGCUCGAGGAUGGCUGUAUAGCGGAAUGGCUAUGCGCCUAGCUUUUGAUCUAGCCCUGCAUUGCGAUUUAACUCAAUAUGUUGCCAAGAAGGCUCUCACUCAGGCAGAAGCGGACCUACGGCGAGACGUCUUCUGGGGUGCAUACACCAUCGACCACAUGUGGAGCUUCUAUCUUGGACGCCCGUUCAGGAUCAACAUGGAGGACGUGACAGUCUCGAAACCCUGUGGAGACACGCGCCCCGAGUCUGCCGGCCAGUGGAUUCCGUACGUAUCUCCUCAGUCAUUCGAGGAAAGCACCCCGUUGCCCGACUAUGCAAACGAAAUGCAUCGACAGCGAGUCUUGUUGGGCGAAAUCAUGGCCCCUCUGGGAUACGCUCUAUAUGGGAAUACUAGGAUUUCUUCCACUUCACUCCAGGAAUUAAAUAUCAUUACUGUUGAGGCGCUGCUUAACUGGCAGGCAAACCUUCCGUCAGUGUUACAAAUUGAUCUGAACGACCACGAAACAUCAUAUUUAUCGCACGUCAUUUUACUUCACAUGCAGUAUCACCAAAAUAUCAUCCACGCCCACCGACCCUGGAUGUCGAGAACUUACGCUCAACCUACUCCCCCACAGGGCCCAGGCUCAUCGCACGCCCGCAUGAUGUGUAUCGAAUCCGCUUACGCGAUCGCAAAGCUCCUUCAGAUCUACGAAGGGCGAUAUGCACUGCGUCUCAUGAACAUCCAAGGUGUCGGCAUCGCCUGCUCGGCGGCUCUGCUCCUGAUCUUUGCGAAUGUCACCAACUUCAAGCGAUACACAACUACCGAUGUCGGACUGCGCUUGAGUGCAUGCUUCAGGGCUCUUGACGAAUUCGGCGCGACUUGGGAAAGCUCUAAGAGAGCGAAAGACUUCUUAGUCCUGUUGCACCGGCAGUGGGAGCUCCGUGGACGAUCGGCCACAGGACCACCAACUAUCAAAAAAGCGCACACGGUCAUCUCUUGA
Ilyonectria robusta is the source of this 1530-nucleotide messenger RNA. RefSeq names its product fungal-specific transcription factor domain-containing protein. The transcript is spliced from 6 exons. Gene Ontology annotation, molecular function: DNA binding; zinc ion binding. Lineage: Eukaryota; Fungi; Ascomycota; Sordariomycetes; Hypocreales; Nectriaceae. The record is from RefSeq and is a predicted model, not a curated record. Gene Ontology annotation, biological process: DNA-templated transcription. The annotation marks the transcript as partial.